AUGCUUAAGGGUAUCGGUAGUCACCCAAGGCAAAGUUCUGUUAUUGAGGUUUCAGCUUUGCUGGGAUAUUGGUUCUCUCAGAGUGUUAAUUUGGUAAUAGUAAUGUCGAAAACACGUGCUCAAAAUGUGAGCUCUGAAAGGCCACUUAGGCAAUUCGUUAUAGGUAAAGACAAGUCAGCAGGUAGAAAUUCAAAGGGUCGUAUCACAAUUUUCUACAGAGGGGGAGGGGCAAAACGGUCACAAAGAACAAUUGACCUAAAACGCAACACUUCAUCAAUAGGUGUAGUUGAACGAAUCGAAUACGACCCAAAUCGCAUUUCACGGAUCGUAGUGGUCAAAUGGGUCGAAGGGGCAGCCGUUGACCGCCCGAAAAAGUCAACUCCCUCCAAAAAAAACUUCCCCCACCCCCUAAGAUCCUACCCUCCAUCUCCGUCAAAGGAUGUUUUCUUGUCUGCUUUUUCAUCUUCAAAUGGGGAAAAAAUACAUGAUGCUCCAUCUUCACUUGUGAACGUGUUGGGUGUUCCAAGAAUGGCGGUGGCAGGGGCAAAACCGGAAUUUUUUGUUCCAAGAAUGAAAGAUGAUGUGAAAGAGAAUGAAAUUGUUUCUUGGGGGAGUUUGAGACAAAGGGGGAUUUUAGGGGUUGUUAAUGAGUCAAAGUCAAAGUCAAAGGUGAGAGAAAGUGAAAAGGUGGAAAAAGAUGGGAAAUUUGGAGUGGAUUGA
Molecule: messenger RNA, 720 nt
Organism: Lactuca saligna
Lineage: Eukaryota; Viridiplantae; Streptophyta; Magnoliopsida; Asterales; Asteraceae
Source: the annotation of a GenBank genome assembly